Messenger RNA from Phymastichus coffea, 9611 nucleotides. It is a transcript of the gene slo, whose product is annotated as calcium-activated potassium channel slowpoke. The record is from RefSeq and is a predicted model, not a curated record. The coding region runs from base 471 to 4115 and encodes 1214 amino acids. NCBI's taxonomy places the organism in Eukaryota, Metazoa, Arthropoda, Insecta, Hymenoptera, Eulophidae. Gene Ontology annotation, cellular component: postsynaptic membrane. Gene Ontology annotation, molecular function: large conductance calcium-activated potassium channel activity. Gene Ontology annotation, biological process: transmembrane transport; potassium ion transport. The transcript is spliced from 27 exons.
CUCGGUGAGGCUCGGUGAGGCUCGGUGACGCUCGACGCGGCGGCCCGACGAGAGUGUGCUUGUGCGAGCGGCCGCGGGCCGACAGUGCGCGCGGGCGCGGGCAGAGCUUGGCAGUCAGUGUCGAAGGCAUCCCCGCAAGUAGGUCAGCGAGAGCGCCGGUGGCGAAGAGCAAGGCGCAGACGAGGGCCCGAUUAUGAGAGAGGAUCGGCUGGUCCGGCCGGGCCUGGGGCGGAAAGCAGUAGCAGUCGAGGCAGUCGCGGCGGAAGGAGGCGGCGCCCCCCGGCAGUCGCGGGCCCAGCCGAAGCCAAGCUGCCGUGGCUGCGGCCGGUGAAUGUCGUCGGUGCUGCAGCUGGCGGCGGUGGUGAGUCGCGUCGAGGAGGCGGAGGAGGCGGGCCGCCGCGGCCGAGGGCCGCCGGCGCAGCGGGCGGCGCUCGCGGGCGAGCAGGGCUCGAGCGAGCCCCAGGCGGAGUAUGGCCUCGGCGUGCAGCGAGGACGCUGCCGCCGCGGCGGCGGCUGCGGCGGCGGCGGCCGCGGCCGGGAUGGCGUCGGAGCAGCCUCCCGGGAUGGACGAGGACUGCCUGAAGGUGAGGCGCUGGUGGUGCUUCCUGCUGUCGAGCAUCUUCACCUUCCUCGCGGGCCUCCUGAUCGUGCUGCUGUGGCGCGCCGCGGCGUUCCUCUGCUGCCGCAAGGAGCCCGAGUUCUCGCCCAAUGACCCCAAGCAGACCAAGGAGCAGAAGCAGCAGGGCCGCCAGCAGGGCAAGGAGUUCGAGGGCACCUUCAUGACCGAGGCCAAGGACUGGGCGGGCGAGCUCAUAUCCGGACAGACCACCACUGGGCGCAUUCUCGUGGUGCUAGUUUUCAUCCUUAGCAUAGCAUCGCUUAUAAUAUACUUCAUCGAUGCCUCCACUCCAGUCAACGACAAUUUACCUUAUUCUGGCGAUGUGGUGGAGCGUUGCCAGAAGUGGAGCGAAAACAUUACUCAGCAGAUAGACUUAGCUUUCAAUAUAUUUUUUAUGGUCUACUUUUUUAUACGCUUUAUCGCCGCCAGUGACAAGCUGUGGUUCAUGCUGGAGAUGUAUUCGUUCGUGGACUACUUUACGAUACCACCGUCUUUCGUCUCGAUCUACCUGGAUCGGACGUGGAUCGGACUGAGGUUCCUCCGAGCCCUUAGACUGAUGACGGUCCCUGAUAUCCUCCAAUACCUAAACAUUCUUAAGACAUCGAGCUCCAUUCGCCUCGCCCAACUCGUCUCCAUCUUCAUCUCCGUCUGGUUGACCGCUGCUGGUAUCAUUCAUUUGCUCGAAAACUCAGGGGACCCAUUCGACUUUGCCAACCCGCAACAGCUGUCGUACUGGACCUGCGUGUACUUCCUCAUCGUGACGAUGUCAACGGUGGGCUACGGCGACGUCUACUGCCAGACAGUACUCGGCCGCACAUUCCUAGUAUUUUUUCUACUCGUCGGCUUGGCCAUGUUUGCUAGUAGCAUACCCGAGAUAAUAGAGCUUGUAGGCAAUAGGUCCAAGUACAGCGGCGAAUACAAGCGGGAACAUGGAAAGAGACACAUUGUUGUGUGCGGCCACAUCACUUACGAGUCCGUCUCGCAUUUCCUCAAGGAUUUCUUACAUGAGGACCGAGAAGAUGUCGACGUGGAGGUGGUUUUCUUACACAGGAAGCCACCAGACCUCGAGCUGGAGGGACUAUUCAAGCGGCACUUCACCACCGUGGAGUUCUUUCAGGGCACCAUCAUGAACCCAAUCGAUCUUCAACGGGUCAAGGUUCACGAAGCUGACGCGUGCUUGGUCCUGGCCAACAAAUAUUGCCAGGAUCCAGACGCUGAAGAUGCGGCAAACAUUAUGCGCGUCAUCUCUAUCAAAAACUACUCGGAUGAUAUACGUGUUAUCAUUCAGUUGAUGCAAUAUCACAAUAAGGCCUAUUUAUUAAACAUUCCAUCGUGGGACUGGAAGCAGGGUGAUGACGUAAUUUGCCUAGCGGAAUUAAAGCUUGGCUUCAUCGCCCAGUCCUGCUUGGCGCCAGGAUUCAGUACGAUGAUGGCCAAUCUCUUCGCUAUGAGAUCCUUCAAGACGUCGCCGGACACUCAGGCGUGGCAGAACGAUUACCUGCAGGGCACGGGCUGCGAGAUGUACACGGAAACCCUGUCCCCGUCCUUUACCGGGAUGACAUUUCCCCAAGCUAGCGAGUUGUGCUUCACGAAACUUAAGCUGUUGCUCUUGGCGAUCGAAAUCAAAGGAGAAGCAGCGAGCGACAGUAAGAUUUCGAUAAAUCCACGGGGUGCCAAGAUCGCUGCUAACACACAGGGAUUUUUUAUUGCUCAAUCGGCCGACGAAGUCAAGCGUGCGUGGUUUUACUGCAAAGCCUGUCACGAAGACAUCAAGGACGAGACUUUAAUCAAGAAAUGCAAAUGCAAAAACUUGGCCACAUUCCGGAAAGGCGUGCGGGCUGUUCAAAUGGUCGGAAGAGCAAUAAUUGAUGUCCAUCGAAGACAAAGCAGAUACGACCACCAUCCUCCCCCCACAUUCACUCCGCCAGAACUGCCCAAGAUGGUUCACGUGAGAGGUGAAAUCAGUCGCGAUCGUGACGAUCCUAACGCUAUGCGUAAUCACCGCAACUCUGUGGGAAUCACGACGAUGAACUCGACCAAACAGGUCAAUAAAGUCAAGCCUAACGUCAAUAGGACAUCGACCGAUGGUCUCGCUAGUCCCAUUCAACAGCCGCAAUACAAUCAGAGACCGCAACAGGAGGAGACUGUAUACGCCGGCUACCAUCUCGCCUACGAAGUGAAAAAACUCAUGCCGACGAACCGAGCAUCCGGUGGUUCGGGUGGUGUGAACAACAAUGCGGUCCAAGUGGGUAUUGCCGACGACCAAGCGAAGGAUUUCGACUUCGAGAAAACGGAAAUGAAGUACGACUCGACGGGGAUGUUCCAUUGGAGUCCGGCGCGUAAUCUCGAAGACUGCAUACUGGAUCGUAAUCAGGCGGCAAUGACGGUUCUCAACGGCCACGUUGUCGUCUGUCUAUUCGCUGAUCCAGACUCGCCUCUAAUUGGACUAAGGAAUCUGGUGAUGCCGUUGCGAGCUUCCAAUUUCCAUUACCACGAGCUUAAGCACGUUGUGAUAGUCGGCUCGGUGGACUACAUUAGGCGCGAGUGGAAGAUGCUUCAGAAUCUGCCCAAAAUCUCGGUCUUAAACGGUUCUCCACUGAGCAGAGCAGACUUACGUGCCGUGAACGUGAAUCUUUGCGAUAUGUGUUGUAUCCUGUCGGCAAAAGUGCCUAGCAACGAUGACCCCACCCUCGCCGACAAGGAGGCCAUUCUCGCAUCUCUCAACAUCAAGGCUAUGACGUUUGACGACACCAUUGGCGUGCUCAGUCAAGGUCUACUUUCUUUUUUAAGCGUCGUUACUAAAGUUCAACAUACUCAAAUUUGUCAUUUGCUUCCGCUUGCAGUUGGGAGUCCCAUGUUACUCCAAAGGAGAGGGUCUGUUUAUGGAGCUAACGUGCCGAUGAUAACGGAACUUGUUAACGAUAGCAACGUUCAGUUUCUCGAUCAAGAUGACGAUGACGACCCGGACACGGAGCUCUACCUCACACAGCCGUUUGCUUGUGGUACUGCCUUCGCCGUUAGCGUGCUGGAUUCUCUAAUGUCGACGACUUACUUCAACCAAAAUGCACUGACUCUUAUACGAUCCCUGAUCACUGGUGGUGCGACGCCCGAACUCGAGUUGAUUCUAGCUGAAGGAGCUGGACUGAGGGGUGGUUAUAGUACCGCAGACAGUUUAGCGAAUAGGGAUAGGUGCAGGGUGGGUCAAAUAUCAUUAUACGAGGGGCCAUUGGCUCAGUUUGGCGAGAACGGCAAGUACGGCGACCUCUUUGUCGCGGCAUUAAAGUCAUACGGAAUGCUGUGCAUUGGUCUAUACAGGUACAGAUUUCGCGAUACGAGCUCGUCAUGCGAAGCGUCCUCGAAGCGAUACGUCAUUACCAAUCCUCCCGAUGACUUUACGUUGCUGCCGACCGAUCAGGUUUUUGUCCUGAUGCAAUUCGACCCAGGCCUCGAGUACAGACCGAGCCGUGGAGCGCGUGGCAAAGACGAUGCCUCCUGACUGUUGCUGUGUAGCGCCCUCACCGACGGACCCUACUCGUAUAUCUAAGCAGCGCAAUCACUCACUCAAGCGAGAGCGCUGACUUGCGAUCGCGUUUCGUGCCAUCUUCCCUGCCCCGUCUCUCCCCGACCGUUUUCCUGUCAUAACGUCACUUUUGCGUCGAUCAUUUCGAGAUAAUACAAAACCAUGGAAACACAACAUCCGAAAAAGCCAUCGCAUUCUGAAUACAUCACAUAUGCAGGCACUGGCCCGACGAGGGCACGUACGGCCAAUGCCUAACGGAGAUGGGCCUAUUAUAUGGAUUUUCCUCUCCUUCUCUCCCCCCCCCCCCCCUCUAUCUCUCUCUAUCUAUCUAUCUCUUUCGCUCCUCUACCAAGAAUAACAUACAAAAAACCCUUUUAUAUGUCGUCGCUUGUAACCUUAUUGUAAAGAGAGAGAAAGAGACAAGGCGCACACACAUAGAAAAUGAACGCAACACCCAUAGAAGUUUACACCAAAAACUCGCGCAUGGUCAUAAAGGAUAAAAGGAUGCAGGCACGUCGAACCGAUCGCUAUCGCACUUAAGAUUAUAUUGGUCCGAGGGCUGCUACACGCAGAUCCGAAUCCGACACUAUCUAACGUAUGUACAUGUGUACCUUUCGCAAGGAACAAGGCCGACGAUCCGAUUUGCUUCGGAAAUUGCAUUGGGCUACUGCGACUACUACUAUUUUUUUUGGUUCUUCAUCAUUGUGAUUUACUCGGACUUGCUAGAGUCCUUUAGGAUUAAUAAAGUAAUGCUAUGCUAUCAUAUAAGGUGGAAUAUAGUUGUAGCUUGCGCAAAUGUUAUGAGUUUCGCUAUAUUGAUAGCGCGCAGCUUUCCGAAGCGCGGCUCGUCGGCUUGUCGUAUAAAUUAUAUAAAUAUUAUAAAUAAGCGCGUCUUAGGUAAGGCAAUAUAUAAAUGCGACACAAGCGAACUACCAACUGAGUAACGAUAACAAAUUAAAUAAACAAAAGAAACAAUCCGAUCAGAGAAUCGAAGGAUUGCGAGAGACGCCGUCGAUCGUCACUGUUAAAGAAAAUAAGCAAGGAAGUGCGUUCCUUGAGACAAAGUGAGCCCGGCAAAGGAUGGCGUCUUAGGCCAUUGGUCGGGACGAACCCAAUAUUAAUGGGGGGGAUCGAUCAAUCGAACGAAAAGAAGCAUCGGAAUGCCUCCGAGUCUCGAGAGAUAAUUCUGCCCGUGAAAGCCACACGGAAAAAUAAUAUAUACGUAAAAGCGUGCGACAGAUGAGAGUAAAGAGAUAUAUAAAAAGCGCAAAAUUUUUCGAGAGAAUAACAAGCAACAAAAAUAAUAACAAUCGCGUUAGCAAAAGCACGCGGGACUGCAAACCGUAAAAAAAUAAAAAUAAAUAAAUCUUUACCUCGUGUGUCUUGUUUAGGACAAAAUGAAGACUCUCAAUCAAGCACUUUGUACAGGUUCUAUAUACAUAUUAUAUAUACAGAUGAUUAUUAUAAAUAAGAGGGAUGAGAAUAAAAUGAACCCUAACGAUAAGGCAAAGACACCCCUUUUCCACACGAUUUUGCGUAUAAAAAAUGACAAACAAGUCGGUUGUAUAUUGGUAUAUAUGCGGCAUACAUAUAUAUGCACACACAUCGUAUAUAUAUACAUAUAUGUGUAUACAUAGACACUCUCUCUUUUAUAUAUUUUUGAAAACUCACGUGUGUAUAUAUACGGACAUUCAUUAUAAUAUGCGACGAUGCAUUAUACGUAUAUCUUUAAUAAUUAAGUCAUGUAUGAAGAGGACACGAAUCGAAGUGUAGCCCCAAAAACACAAUGAUUAAAAUGAAAAACUUAAAAAAAAUUAACAUAUUUGAAACACGCGAGCAGAUCUAUUUGUAAUAACGAGCGGCGUGUUAUCUGCGAAACUGAUGUAGCCGUCUUUCAUUACUAAUUUCUUAUUGAUUUCUAAUUUGAGAUUUUCUGUCCAAGUACGAAAAAAGUGCUUCUUCAUAUGAACUAAAUAUUUUUUGUGUUUCGAAAGUCACAAGCAGUUGCGACUGCUGCGACAACUAAGCAAUGUAAUGAAAAACGACUACAUCGGACUUUGCGCACGACAACUGCAGCGAUAAAGCAACGCAAGUACGUAAAUAACGCAUGUAAUAACAAGUAGUUCAAGUAAGAUAUAGUCAGCCAAUCUGUAAUGAGAGAGAAAGUGAAGUGUAUUGAAAGUCGCUUGCAAGAGUGAGAUUAUUUUAUGCUUUGAGCUAAAGUAAUUGUGACGAUAACUGUUGAAUAUAAUCUGGAUAUUAAAACGAUGUUAUUCAUUACAUAUUGUUCAUUUGAAGUAGUGAAUUCAAAUCUAAAAGCGUCGGUAACGUACUCGUGUUGUUAAAUACCCGCAUAAUAGUUUAUCAUGUGUUAAUAUGAGAAUAUUUUGGUUUUGUCGGAUUAAAUAGUUUUUCAAUGUAGAUGGGUUUUUUGUUGAUGAAUAAUAUGGCUCAUUUUUAGCAAUAUUAUAUGAUUACUGCAGAAAAUACUAACUAUUAAUGUACAUAGGUUAUAACUCUUGUUGAUAAAUAUCGAUAUAAAAUAAUAAAUCGUUCACAUCAUAAAUGUCUUUAAGAACUAUGAACGAAACUAUAAAACAACUUUUAAAAACCGAUAUAUCAGUGUUGAAAUUUUAAUCAAAAUCAUUCAAAAUAUAAACAUUGGAAGGAUUAAGGGUAUAUAUAAGAAAUGUUGCACGAUUUCUAUAUUGUCAUUUUCUCUCUCAGAUGGACACGAUAAUGGAUGGAAAAGCAAAGGUGCAUAAACAAUCACAAUUGCGCAAUAGAAAAUCUUAUGAAAAAAAAACCAAAAAAAAUAACGAGAAUUCGUAACGAACUCGUUAAAAAAAAUCUAAUAAAAAAGCAAAAUGGUAUAUUGCGAAUUUAAAAAAAGCCGCUGCUGUUGCUGCUGUUGCAAUAUCCACGUGCACUGUUCACUGCCACCGCAGUUCGUGUUGUUUAAUGUAUACCAUAUAAAAGUUGUAUACCUCUACACACAGAUCCACAUAUUUCAGAAAUUAUAUACUUAUACACUCACAGAUUUACACACAUGGGACAAAGAUAUGAAGUAAAAAAAGUACACACGGCUGUAAUACAUCGCGGCGAGGAGGUCCAGCGUGCGAUAGAAGUGAAAUGAUAAUCAUCUUGAGGUCGGUCGAGAUUCAUAUAUCUAUAUAAGUAAAACUUCGGUCUAGCUCUCUACUUAUAUAUCUUAAUCUCUCUAUAUUAAUGAAUUUACAUACCGUGAUUGAUCAAAGAAAAUUAUAUUAGUAGAUAUAACUCGACAAAUAUUAACAAGUUUUCAUCAUAAACUUUCAUUUUUACGUAGUUAAUCGCAACAAUAACUUUUAUUUUAAGUAAUAAUUGAUCAGAGAUUUAUCUUGUAUGUAAAAUCAUAGAGUCCGUCUUGCCCUUGUCAUUUUCUGUGUGUUCCUCGACGUGUCUCGACCUACAAAAUUUUUCUAAAAUUUCAUUUAGACAUUCUAGAAGAUUAGACUAUAGCUUUUAGAAAUAAUUUUUUCACUUGCAGGGGAAAAAAAUUCGAAAUUUUCGUUGUUGCACAUUUUAUGCUUUUGAAUGAUCAAUUUUAUUGACUCGACGCUUUAUAUUAUUUUUAUACACUAAAAUGUAUAGUUCAUUUAGAAAAUAGACUACAACCAAAAAAUUUUUCACUGCAAAUAAGAAAUUCCAUUGUCGAUGGAUGCCUAGAUAUAACUGAAUCAGAAAUAAGCAUCAACCCAUUCGCCGAGCAGCCAUCGGGGAACUAAAGACUGCUGACUUGAAAUAUAUUUACGUGAAUCGUAAAAUAAAGUAACGGUAAUUAAGUAAAUUUUUGCAAAAUCGAUCGUAACUCGUAGUUUCUCGAGCCUUCGCAAGGUAAUCUUUAGAUAUACCUAAACAUUCAUAAAAUCAUACACACACACACACACACACACUUACACAUACUUAAUAAUAAAGAAUGCGUCGCGCAAAUCGUCGAUCUACACAUAAACGUACAUAUAAAGAUUCGUCUCUCGACUUAUCCGUUUACUGUUCUUUCUUCCUGUCUCGUCUACUCCUGUAAAAUCGCUUUGACCUCUCUCGCCUCGAUGAUAUAAAAGUAUAAUUAAAAACGAUAAAAAAAAGAAAAAAGAUAAAAAAAACAAAUUCGUGCAUUAGAAUUCGUACAAAUUGAUCAUUCAAUCGUGAAAGCCUUGUGUAGUUUGUUAGAGGAAAAGAUCGCGUUUUCGCCCAAUACAUCACACGACGAUCCCUCACGAGAAUUCGGUAAUCUACUCGUUCAUAGGAAUAUUAAUUGUUUUUUUUGUAUUCGCUUAGAUAUGUGCGAAAUUUACGUUUGUAAUGGUUGUAUAUUGCGCAAGAGACGUUAAAUAACUAUGUACAAAAAAUUAAAAAAAAUGUGCGAAUGCUGUCGAUAGUAAUAUGUAACGUUUCAUUUUGUUCAUUUCUGUUUGUUAUUCCUACAUGGUGAAUUUUGAAUCCUUUCUUUGUUUACUCAAACGAGCAAUCGAUUUUUUUAUGAUAUAUAAAUGGAUUUUACGUAAUUGCAAAAAUAAAAAAAAUACAAGUUGUUGCAUUGAAUAAAAAUAAUUUUUAAACAAUGUUAAACAUAUGUCUUUUUUGCAUUACCAACGAUCAUUAUGAUGUAAAUAACGCUCAUUUCUCCUAUUAUUCACUUCAUUUUUAAUACUCAAUUUUAUACUCUGAAAUCAGCAUUCAUAACUUUCAUUUGACUGAUAAUAUCAUUUGAUAUAAAAAGAAGAAUAAAUAAAUAAAAAAAUAAUAAAAACAACAAAAGAAAAAAACACGAAAAAAAAUUCUAACCGAGGGAUUGUCGGUGACGACGAAGCACGGGUUACUUACGCACUCUCUUUAACUAAUUAUAUCAUGCACCAAAUUAAGAUCGAUUCAUUCAUCUUUUAAUCCCAUUGAAUUCUCUUGUGCAUACUACGUGGAUACUAAAGUAGAUCGUGGUGGGUAUUUUGCAUGUAUGUGGAUCGCAUAUUACACUAAGAAUAAAGUGGAAUUAUGGAAAUUUACGGAUUUAUGUUAUUUCGAUAAAAUAAGAAUUUACAGAAGCGUAACAAACAAUGUGAAAUUUUGCUGUAAAAUGGGAUAAAUUUAAUUGUAACGCAAUGAUUUAUGUCGCUACGUUAUUAAAGAAUAAUGAUUCAAUGCUAUUAUAAUGUGUGAACAAAAAAAACUGAUUAAAAUAACGUAACGGAACACAAUGAAUGAUUAAUAUGUGAAGAAUAAUAAAAAAGGCGAGCAGAGCGUGAGCCACCUUUAAUAUGCCUCAUUGAACCUCAUCUAAUGCUUUUUUAUCUGUACAUUUACAAUUUGUGUACCAAUGAGGAACGUUGUUUAAUCAUGUUGUUGAUGUUAUUGUUAAAGAAUGAGAUUCAAUAUUGUACAUAACUAUAUUCAUUAUAAUUGAUGAUAUAAAUAAUUAUAUACAUAAAGAGAAAAAAA